Messenger RNA from Pelobates cultripes (western spadefoot toad), 236 nucleotides. The record is from the annotation of a GenBank genome assembly. Lineage: Eukaryota; Metazoa; Chordata; Amphibia; Anura; Pelobatidae.
AUGGACGGGUUCCUCCAGACCCAGCCUGAUGCGGCCGAGGGAACAAGCGGAUCCAAUAUGGCGCCGACGGCAUCAUCCCCCAGGGAACCACAUGGUGCUGCACUGGAAAAGAUUGGAGAAGUACUCCGAAAUAUGGCAACUGCAAUGGCCACGAAAGCUGACUUGCUAGUCCUAACUACCACCAUACAGGACGCUCUGAGAGCUGAGAUGGCAGGGCUCCGGACGGAGGUAACUGC